Melanaphis sacchari is the source of this 2140-nucleotide messenger RNA. RefSeq names its product relaxin receptor 2-like. Gene Ontology annotation, cellular component: membrane. Gene Ontology annotation, biological process: G protein-coupled receptor signaling pathway. Gene Ontology annotation, molecular function: G protein-coupled receptor activity; protein binding. The transcript has 20 exons. Lineage: Eukaryota; Metazoa; Arthropoda; Insecta; Hemiptera; Aphididae. The record is from RefSeq and is a predicted model, not a curated record. The coding region runs from base 68 to 2140 and encodes 690 amino acids.
UAAUUUUUCUGAUUGCCCACAUGGAGAGGACGAAGAUAAACUCAUAUGCACCGACUUCUCUGGAAGUAUGCAACAUUAUCACAAAGUCAUUGAUAUCAAAAACCCGAAUCCAGAACCAGUUCCACAAUUAAAAUCAAAACGUAAUGAAUCAAAUACACUUUGUGCUUUAAGCAAUUACCCCUCCAAAUGUGAUUGUUUCAAUGAAACAUGGUUACGAUGUAAUGAUAUCGGGCUAACAAAAGUGCCUAGAAAUAUAUCUUCUAAUCUAAAAAAAAUAUCAAUGAGGAGCAACAAUAUAGUUCUUUCUAACGAUUCAUUUGAUGAAUAUUAUUCAUUGAUAAUGAUCCACUUACAAUAUAAUAGAUUGUCUGUGAUACCUCCAUUUGUUUUUAAACAUCAAAAUAAACUAAAAUAUCUUUUUUUACUUCAUAAUGAGUUGCGUGUUUUGGAAAAAAAUGCACUUUAUGGAUUGGAAAAUAUUAGAACUUUAUUUUUGGAUAAUAAUAACUUGGUGUUUUUAAAUUUAAAUUCUUGGAAACACAUGCAAAAUGUAAAAUGGAUAUAUUUAUCACAUAAUUUUUUGACUUUUAAGAACGAAUGUUUUCCACACUUAAUGAGUCUUAUAAUGCUACAUUUAGAAUGGAAUCGUAUCGAAAUAAUAAAUGAGUUCCUGUUCGCUAACAUGCCAAAUCUAACGGUCUUGAAUUUAAGUAAUAACGUAAUCACAGUGAUUCAUAAAAAUGCAUUUAAAAACUUAUUGAGUCUUUCGGAUUUAAAUAUAGCUGAUAAUCGGAUUACAACAAUCACGCAGGAAAUUUUUCAUCCUUUAAAAAUAUUAGAUAAAUUAGUUUUAGGAAAUAAUCCAAUUACAAGAAUAAAUAAUGUUGUUUUCACUGAAAUGAAAAGUCUUUCUUCGUUAGAUAUGAAUGGCAUUAAUAAAGAAAAUAUUGAACUGUCAUUAUUAAAAAACUUGACUGCAUUGGAAUUUCUAUACUUAAAAGAAUUCCAUUAUUGUGUUUUGUAUGCCCGACAUGUUGACAUUUGUUUUCCAAACGUUGAUGGGUUAUCAUCAAGUUUUAAUCUCCUCCCAAAUUCAACUUUUCGAUGGUUCCUAUGGACAAUAACAGUUCUAACAUUGAUUUUUAACUUAUUAGUAUUAUAUGGUCGGAUGUUUAAUAUAUUUAAAGAUGAAAAUAAAGCAAUAAACUUUGUCAUACGGAAUUUAACUGUUGCAGAUUUGUUCAUGGUGAUAUAUUUAAUGUUUAUUGGUUAUCAUGAUCAAAUAUAUCGGAAUGAAUAUCAUUUGUAUGCACAUAAAUGGGAGUCAUCUAAUUUGUGUACCAUGGUUGGAAUUAUGGCUGUGAUUUCGUCAGAAGUAUCUAUGCUCAUAUUGGUGUUUCUCAGUUUGGACAGAUUUUUAUUAAUAGCUGUACCAUUUUCUGGUUAUCAAGUAUUGAAAAUGAAAACAGCUGUAUACUGUAUGAUAUCAAUUUGGGUGGUUGGGAUAAGUAUAUCAAUCGCACCAUUGAUUUUAUGGAAGCAGUCGUCAAAAUUUUACGGUUCUAACGGUUUGUGUUAUCCUUUAUAUAUUGAAGAUCCAUUUGUAAAUGGAUGGCAAUAUUCAGCAUUCAUGUUUUUGGGAUUAAAUACAACAAGUGUAUUGUUGAUGUCCGUUUUGUAUGCAUUAAUGUUUAUAAAUGUCAGAAAAACAAGACACGCUGCUCACGUUUCUGCUGGUGAUUUCGAUUUUGCAGUUCGUUGCUUUUUCAUUGUUUUGGCGAAUAUUUUAUGUUGGUCACCUAUAAUUAUUUUGAAAUUGGCAGCUUUAAGAAAAUACCAUAUUUCAAGUAAAAUGUACGUAUGGUUAAUUAUAUUUGUUGUACCAAUCAAUGCAUUGGUAAAUCCAUUAUUAUAUACUUUUACAACACCUAAGUAUAUGACAGCUGUAACUUCAAAAAAUAUUUUCAAGAUGACUUACCGUUACUCGAGCAGUGGUGUAGAAAUGUCACAAUCAUCGCAUCCGAUAUCCAUAUACACUAAAAAAUAUAUCAAGACAAAUAAAAAGAAGGCACUUAAAGAAAAACGAAAAGACAAAAAUAGCACUCAAGAAAACAGUUUAGAAUCAACAAAUGGUGAAUAA